Lates calcarifer (barramundi perch) is the source of this 1735-nucleotide messenger RNA. RefSeq names its product scavenger receptor cysteine-rich type 1 protein M130. Gene Ontology annotation, cellular component: membrane. The record is from RefSeq and is a predicted model, not a curated record. The transcript is spliced from 6 exons. The coding region runs from base 53 to 1735 and encodes 560 amino acids. NCBI's taxonomy places the organism in Eukaryota, Metazoa, Chordata, Actinopteri, Centropomidae.
UGCAGAUGAGACUGAGCUGAGGUUUGUUGCCUCAGAUCCCAAAGACGUUCACAUGUUCUAUGUCAAGGAAUUCUCAUUACUCAAGGACAUCGUCAACAACGUCACCACCAACCUCUGUAACAGUGCUGAUAGUUUAGACUCUGUCAGGCUGGUGAAUGGGACCAGUCUGUGUUCAGGCAGACUGGAGGUGAAGACUCACCAGUCUAACCAGUGGUGGUCCUCAGUGUGUGAAGCUGACUUUGACCUGCAGGAUGCAGAGGUGGUCUGUAGAGAGCUUGGCUGUGGGGCUCCUUCAGUCCUCCAGGGGGCGCUCUAUGGAGAAGUGGAGGCUCCAAUGUGGACCAAAGAGUUCCAGUGUGGAGGCCAAGAGUCUGCUCUCCUGGACUGUAGAAGCUCAGGCUCAGCUAGAACCACCUGCUCACCUGGUAAAGCUAUUGGACUCACCUGCUCAGCUUCUUUGUGUUCAGAGCCUGUCAGGUUGGUGGGAGGAGCCAGUCGCUGUGCAGGUACACUGCAGGUGAAACGAGGAGAGUGGAGACCAGUGGCUGACUCUGACUGGACCCUGAAGGCAGCAGCUGUAGUCUGUAGAGAGCUGAACUGUGGCUCUGCUGUUUCAACAGGAAAGGAAUCCAUUGAUGGGUCUGUGUGGUGGAUCAGCUCUGACUGUGUUUUAUCUGGAUAUACCCUGAGGGAGUGUUCAUCAUCACGUUCCUCCUCCUCCAUCCUGGAAAUCACCUGUUCAGACUCUGUCAGGCUGGUGAAUGGGACCAGUCUGUGUUCAGGCAGACUGGAGGUGAAGACUCACCAGUCUAACCAGUGGUGGUCCUCAGUGUGUGAAGCUGACUUUGACCUGCAGGAUGCAGAGGUGGUCUGUAGAGAGCUUGGCUGUGGGGCUCCUUCAGUCCUCCAGGGGGCGCUCUAUGGAGAAGUGGAGGCUCCAAUGUGGACCAAAGAGUUCCAGUGUGGAGGCCAAGAGUCUGCUCUCCUGGACUGUAGAAGCUCAGGCUCAGCUAGAACCACCUGCUCACCUGGUAAAGCUGUUGGACUCACCUGCUCAGAGCCUGUCAGGUUGGUGGGAGGAGCCAGUCGCUGUGCAGGUACACUGCAGGUGAAACGAGGAGAGUGGAGACCAGUGGCUGACUCUGACUGGACCCUGAAGGCAGCAGCUGUAGUCUGUAGACAGCUGGACUGUGGCUCUGCUGUUUCAACAGGAAAGGAAUCCAUUGAUGGGUCUGUGUGGUGGAUCAGCUUUGACUGUGUUCAGUCUGGAUCUACCCUGAGGGAGUGUUCAUCAUCAAGUUAUUCAUCCUCCAUCCUGGAAGUCAUCUGCUCAGACCUGCUGGUUCAGCCAGUCAUCUCACUGUCCUCCUCCAUGGACGGGGUCUCCAAGGCCCAGCAGCAGGGGUAUUCAGGUGUGUUCAGGGGCUUCAACUUCACCAUCAGCUGCUCCAUCCAGCCACAGUACCCAGGAGGCUUCUUCCAGCUCACCUUCACCUCCUCCAACACAACGCACAACUACACCCUGUCAGCUGUCAAUCACUCCGCCCACUUCCUGUUUCCUGCUGCAGAGCCCGCCCACCAAGGAGACUACACCUGUGUUUAUCACGUCUACGUGUUUUCUCAUAACUUCUCCUCUGAGAGCCGCCGGCUGUCCCUCACUGUCUCAGGUGAGCUGAAGCACAGAGUCCAGCUCAGACACCAGGUCCGACACAUGGAAUUAUGGGACCUGAAGUAA